AUGUCUAGGGAACACCAUAGAAUGAAUAGUGUGCUGCCGCCCUUUGUGACGGCAAUCAAAAUCAACGAAAUAGAGCAGAUCGAAACUGUUGGAAAAGGAUCGUUUGGUACAGUCAUUAAGGCGAAAUGGAGAAACAAAUACGUCGCAGUCAAGUAUAUUGAGGACAUCUCAGAGCAGCAGGCAUUUAUAACGGAAGUGAGCCAUCUUUCCCGUGUGGCACAUCCGAAUAUAAUCGAAUUGUACGGUGCCUGUACAGAGAAACCGCACGUUUGUCUAGUAAUGGAAUACGCUGACGGUGGAUCGUUGCACAAAGUUCUCCACUGCAGACCCAGACCUGUGUAUACGGCUGCACACGCAAUGAGUUGGGUGCGGCAAUGUGCCGAGGGAGUUGCAUAUCUACAUGACAUGACGCCUCGUCCGAUGAUUCAUCGGGAUCUAAAACCCCCAAAUCUUUUGCUCGUCAAUAACGGAACGGUUCUGAAGAUAUGUGAUUUUGGCACUGUGACGGACAAAGCGACACUAAUGACCAACAACAAAGGUAGCGCUGCAUGGAUGGCCCCCGAGGUAUUCGAAGGAUCCACCUACACCGAAAAAUGUGACGUUUUCAGCUGGGGUAUCAUCCUUUGGGAAGUGAUGGCACGAGAGCAACCCUUCAAGCACAUCGACUCUUCGUACGCUAUCAUGUGGCGCGUGCAUCAAGGUAGUCGACCACCGCUCAUCGAACACUGUCCAAAACCGAUCGAACAGCUCAUGAUAAGAUGUUGGGCACAAGAUCCUAUCAAUCGACCAGCGAUGAAAGAUGUUGUCAGCUUGAUGAACGAAUUGUGCAAAAUGUUUGUCGGUGAAAAUGAACCGAUCGGAAACCAAAUCCUACCAGACGACGAGGACGAUUCCUACGGAAUGGACUAUCCGAUUGAUAGCAACAUGUCUGAAAGUAUAGGAAAUUGUAGUGAUUCGAAUAACAGUCGUGGUACGAUCACAAACAAAAACACUAUACAACGAAGACUGGAUAUGCCGAGUAAUAAUCAUUCACUUACAAAUAUUUCUUCUGCAGUGCUAAAGCCUCUGCAUAUAGAAGUGAAUCCGUUCGAUCAACCUAUGGAUCUUGAAAACAACGUUUUACAUUCAGCUAACAAUCAAGGAUCAGAAGGAUUGACAGUCACGAAAUGUACCAAUGCCCCUAUGGAUACUGUGAGCAGUAUAAACAGUUCGAUUACAUUCAACAAUUCUACGACAUCGGGCAUUGGUGUUGCACAUCCGGAAUCUAGCAGAGUACCACCGAUUCCUGCAGCGAAUGAUGAUGAUGAUGAAGGCGAAGGAUUAAAUGACUCAGGAGAACGAAAUAGCUCUAAACAGAACGAAGUGGCUCUCGGAGAUACGUUGUACAGUAUUUUGGAUCCCAACCUAAGACCCCUCACACCAGUGCCAAAUAAUCCACUAUCGGAACAGAUACAUAAUGAGCACAAAAUAUUGGUCCAAAAAUAUUUUGAGUUUGAAACUCAAAUAGUUACCAGUAUGGCCCAAAGAAAACUCUUGCAAAAAAAUAUGGUUCCGGAAGAGUUGCAGUUAAAAAAUGCUUACAUUAAGCGCUUGGAAGAACGAGAAGCUCUUUUGAAAUUCAAAGCCAACCUGCAAAAGCAGCUAAACCAAAAAAAAAACCAACAGCAAAUGCGACAACAACAGGCACAUCCUCCGCCACUGAACAGGCAGGAGUCGGAUUCUGAGUGGGUGAUAAUACAACCAGCGGAUUCUAGACCAAAGACGGACUACCAUAAUUGAACACCAUUGAGUUUAAGCAUAGACUGGUAAAAAUACAACUGCAUA
This is a messenger RNA of Anopheles nili, 1824 nucleotides long. RefSeq names its product mitogen-activated protein kinase kinase kinase 7 (gene Tak1). The record is from RefSeq and is a predicted model, not a curated record. The coding region runs from base 1 to 1779 and encodes 592 amino acids. Gene Ontology annotation, biological process: JNK cascade; positive regulation of canonical NF-kappaB signal transduction; protein phosphorylation. NCBI's taxonomy places the organism in Eukaryota, Metazoa, Arthropoda, Insecta, Diptera, Culicidae. Gene Ontology annotation, molecular function: ATP binding; magnesium ion binding; MAP kinase kinase kinase activity. The transcript has 8 exons.